AUGCCUUCGGACUGCUCCCCUACGUGCUGCUCCUCUGAAUCCUGUGCCACAGCUUCCGACUGUGUGUUCGCUUCACCCUGUUCCAUGGAAACCACUCACCUCCCCAGCGCCCAAGCCACCUCCAGAGGCCAGACCCCUAGCUUCCUAUCUGGGUCUCGCUUGGCAACUGGCUGUGUCACACCGUGCUACUUGGCUGGGAAUUGUCACAUUCCGUGCUUGGUGGGGAGCGGUGCUUGGUGUGAGGAUGGGAUGUUCAACAGCAACGAGAAGGAGACGAUGCAGUUCCUGAACGACAGACUCGCCAACUACCUGGAGAAGGUGCGAGGCCUGGAGGAGAUGAACGCGGAGCUGGAGUGCAGGAUCCGAGAACAGUGUGAAGGGGAGGUCCCCUUGGUGUGCCCCGAUUAUCAGUGUUACUUCGACACCAUUGAAGAUCUCCAGCAAAAGAUCUUGUGCACAAAGGCAGAGAAUUCUAGACUUGCUGUUCAGCUUGACAACUGCAAACUGGCUGCCGAUGACUUUAGGUCAAAGUACGAGUCUGAACUGUCUCUUCGCCAGCUGCUGGAGACGGACAUUGGCGGCCUGCGUGGGAUCCUGGGUGAGUUGACUCUGUGCAAAGCCGAUCUGGAGGCCCACGUGGAGUCUCUGAAGGACGAUCUCCUUUGCCUUAAGAAAAACCACGAAGAGGAGGUCAACUUGCUUCGCGGACAGCUGGGUGACCGACUCAGCGUGGAGCUGGACACUGCCCCCACCGUCGACCUCAACAGGGUCCUGGAUGAGAUGCGCUGUCAGUAUGAAACGGUGCUCGCCAACAACCGCAGAGAUGUGGAAGAAUGGUUCGCUGUUCAGACAGAGGAGCUGAAUCAGCAGCAGCUGUGCAGCACGGAGCAGCUGCAGGACUGCCAGACAGAGAUCCUGGAACUGAAACGCACAGCCAACGCUCUGGAAAUUGAGCUCCAAGCACAGCAAAGCCUGACAGAAUCUCUGGAAUGCACUGUGGCGGAGACUGAGGCCCAGUACGGCGUGCAGCUGGCCCAGAUGCAGUGCCUGAUCGAUAACGUAGAGAACCAGCUGGCGGAGAUCCGCUGUGACCUGGAGCGGCAGAACCAGGAGUACGAGGUGCUGCUGGACACAAAGGCCCGGCUGGAGUGUGAGAUCAACACGUACCGGGGUCUCCUUGAGAGUGAGGACAGCAGGCUUCCCUGUCACCCAUGUUCUACCACAAGCACGUCAGACAACACUUGUGAGCCAUACUCCACGUAUGUGAUUUGCACGCUCGAAAACUGCUGUGUGUGAAUGCUAAACCCCCAGCGCAGCGGAUGGAGCCUUCAAAGCCAGCAGUGUCCUGGAAAGGAGAUGGGGGCUUCAAUCAGAGACAUCCAAACUUGAAAGUCAAGAAGGGUUUUCCAUCCUGGGGAGCCUGGGUGGCUCAGCCGGUUGAGUGUCUCACUCUUGGUUUCGGCUCAGGUCAUGAUCCCAGG
Molecule: messenger RNA, 1481 nt
Organism: Prionailurus viverrinus (fishing cat)
Lineage: Eukaryota; Metazoa; Chordata; Mammalia; Carnivora; Felidae
Gene: KRT40
Product: keratin 40
Exons: 7
Coding region: 1-1296 (431 amino acids)
Molecular function (GO): structural molecule activity
Source: RefSeq, a predicted model, not a curated record